This is a messenger RNA of Blepharisma stoltei, 1971 nucleotides long. The record is from the annotation of a GenBank genome assembly. NCBI's taxonomy places the organism in Eukaryota, Ciliophora, Heterotrichea, Heterotrichida, Blepharismidae.
AUGGGCUGUGGCCAAAUAAAGAAUGGACCUCCUUUCACAUCUACUUUAUUUGAACUUCAACCAAAAGUAAUUCUCCAGCAAAGUACUCCAGACAAUGCUUCUGAGCCUUUUAAUUGUCAAAAUGUUUAUCACAUUGAAGAUCUCAAUAAUUCGAUUCUAAAAGAAAAGAUCCGUGAAGUCAGAGUGAAGCAUAUUCAUUAUAACUCACUUGACUUGAAUAAUGAAAUAUCCCUUAUCAAGGGAAAAUACAUCGGAUUAGUUUCGGUUAAGGAUGCUUUUUUUUCUCAAUGCCAUGCUCAGUGCAUUAAGGACUUCCAAAUUACAGAUGGGAUAUUUAUUAUGCCUAUUUAAAUACCCUGUAUAUAUAGUAAUUAUUUUUUAUAUAUAAUUGUUGGGAACUUAAAUGGUAUAUGCUAUUAAGUAUUUAUGCAUCAAACCCGUCAAUUAUCGCAAAAUUAAAAGCUUCCCACUCCCCCCCCUAUAAAUUGGAACAAAAUAUCGGUAAAAAUUUCCACUUUUUUGGUAAAUUAACCCCCCUUUAAAUUGGAACAAAAUUUAAUUUUAUAAUAAAAAAAAUUAUAUAUAAUUUUUAUCUAAAAAGUUUUGAUAUAAGUUAAAUGUUUCUUCUUAACUAAAAUUAAAAAUUUAUUUAUAUCUUGCUCUUUUUUAAAGAAAAAAGUAUAAAGAGCAUCUUAUUUAAAUAAAUUUAUUAUCCUUAAUUGGUAAAUUUUAAAAAAAAAUUAAUUUUUAUUUUUUAAAAAACUUUCAAAAAAAUUUUUGUUUUUUUUGAUAAAAAUGAUAUUUUUUAUUUGGAUAGUUUUGAUAUAAAUUCAAUAGGAAUUUCUUUAUAAAAUUUCAAAAUUUACUUAUUUCUUGCUUUAUUUUAAAGAAUAGAGUAUAAAUAACAUCCUAUUUAAACAAAAUUAACACUUUGAUCGAUAAAUUUUCCAAAAUUUUUUUUUUUUAAUUUUUUUUAUCAAUAAAAAAUAAAAAUUUUUGUGUAAAUAAUUUUGAUACCAAUUAUUAGUGGCGUAUUAACUAAUAAUGAAAAUUUAGUUAUAUCUUGCUUUGUUUUAAAGGAUAAAGAGUAAAUAGCGUUUUAUUAAACAAAUUUAUUGAUCUAAUUCGAUAAGUUUUUGAAAUUUUUUUUUUUUAAAUUUUUAUAUUUUUUUAUAAAAAAUUUUAUAUUGAUAUUUUUUUUUAAAAAAAAAAUUAACCCCCCUUUAAAUUGGAACAAAAUUUUUAGUUCCAAUUUAAAGGGGGGGGGGGAGUCAGAGUCCUCCAUAUAUCAGUAUUAACAAAGAAAGCCUGAGGACAGAAUCAAGAAAUAUUGUGGACGCUUGGGAUAAUUUUGCGAAUAAAAUGAAAGAGCUGAAAGAAACAUAUGCUGGGAUCCCAAUUGUAAGGAAAAGAAUGCAGCAAGCAAGAUUAACGCUGGAGAAUUAUUUAGUUGAAAUUGAUAGAUCUGAUCCUCCACGAGGGGAGCUAGUAGCUUUACAAAUAAACCAAAAUUUAGCUGAAGAGGGUAUAUCAAUUAUAUUCUUUUUAAUAUAAUUUUAAUAGAAAAUAUAUAAUAUAUAAAGAAAUGGUGGGCUUAGUGAAAAGGAAUAAAUAAGCUGGAAACGGAAUCAGAUAAGCUUCAUGAAGAUAUUAAAGAUUAUGUAAAAUCAAAGCUUGAUAAAGAAGAAGUCAUUAAUUUAGGAAAAGAAGCUAUUGCGUUAGAAGCUUAUGAUGGUAAUAAAAUUUUGCAUUCUGUUAUAGCUCCGAAAUUAUGCAUGAUCCCAUGUUUUUGUAUAUAAAUAAAAUUGUUUAUUUAAAAACAAUAAUUAGUAUAAGAUUAUAUAAAUAUACCUUUCUAGCCUAAAUACAUUAAAUUGUUAGAAAAUAGGAGGCAAAUAAUUAUUUCUCCAGUAAUUCUUAUCAUUUUUCUGUUAGCUUAAGUGAUAAUUCAGCUAAUUGAAGAAUAAAUAG